Messenger RNA from Cajanus cajan (pigeon pea), 938 nucleotides. RefSeq names its product proteasome assembly chaperone-like protein. Gene Ontology annotation, biological process: proteasome assembly. The record is from RefSeq and is a predicted model, not a curated record. Lineage: Eukaryota; Viridiplantae; Streptophyta; Magnoliopsida; Fabales; Fabaceae.
UGAAAAAUACGGAUAUGAUCCUGGCCUCUCCAUUACUUUUCAUACUUCCACUAAAUUUUUGUCUCUGUGCCGGAGAAGCAGCACUGCAGGAGAUACACCCCUCUGUUUUUCCGUUAGAAAACACAAUUCCUAAAGAGAGGCCCAAAUUUUAUAGCAACCCAAAACCAAAUACACUAUUUCCGUUUCCUCUCAACACCUGCGCAUUGAAAUAACGUUAGCGACUGACUGGGGAAACCCUCUUACCUGUCGGUGUCACUAUGAAUAUUGAUAACAGCACUUCACUAUUCCCUCUGUCGCAACUUAAUUUCUCUCGCCAAAUCAAGGGAAAUGAAACAGAGAUUAUCAUUUCCAGAUAUGACGAUCAUUUUCUGGUUAUUGCCACUCAAAUAGGAACCAUGGGGACAAUGUUGUAUGCUAGAAAGGAAGAAGGGGUGUCAAUUAAUCCGACAUUCAACGUUUCUGUUAUAUUUGGCAAACGGGAUGAGCCAAUGUUAAUAGCAUGUGCACGUCAGCUGAUUGAGCAUUUGAGUUUGUCUGGUUCCUCCAGGCCAUUGGUGCUCUCACUUGGUCUUAAAGAUCAUUCUGCGGAGACAUUGAAAGGCAUUGUUUCUGCAGUGAUCGACAAUAGCACGUGGUAAGAAAUUGCUGAUGAAAUGUCAAAUUUAAUAUAGUAUGCAGAACUGCCGCAUAGCUCAACCUUGUGGAGUUGCAGUGAUUUUUAAUUAGUGAAUGCUGACUAUUUUUUCUACCUUAUUAGUAUUUUCCAAAGUAAAUGCAACAGUGUAUUUCUGACUUUUGCACUUCAGAUUAGAGUACGUAAUUGACAUUUAUUACUGCAAGAUAAUCAGAUUUUCUACUGUUAGGUGUAACGGAUCGAAGUACUCAAUUAAUCAACUUUUCAUCUUAUGGUAUGCAAACUUGGGUUAAUAUUGUUUCCA